AUGGGAAAUCUUGGUGUAUUUUUCAAGAUUUUCUCAUUGAUCGUAGCCAUGUCAAGUCUCCAUGCCAUGUCCCAAUUGUCCAAACAAGAAAAAACAUGGUUCCAGAAAUAUUACCUAGGUAAGAAAGAGGUAACCAAGCUGCAUUUUUAUGUUCAGGACAAACUGUCUGGUCCUAAUAAAACUGUCUAUGAAGUGUCUCGAUCAAACAUUACUUCGAUUUCACCAACAUCAUUCGGUCAGGUACGAGUUUUAGAUGACUUGUUGACGGCCGGUCCUGACCGAAAUUCAACGGAACUGGGUAGAGCUCAAGGGCUCAUUACUUUUGCUGACCUGAAACAAUCGGCCUUGGCAAUGAACUUGAAUUUUGUAUUCACAUCCGGAAAAUAUAAUGGUAGUACCCUUUGCAUAUUAGGGAGAAAUCCGAUAUUGGAAAGGGAUCGUGAGCUGCCGAUUGUCGGAGGCACGGGUAUUUUUCGAAUGGCACGAGGAUAUUCCAUUUCAAAUACUUAUUCGUAUGAUCCCAUUGAAGAUUACGGUGUUAUAGAAUACACUGUUUAUGUUACUUAUGUUAAGGGAUGA
Messenger RNA from Olea europaea var. sylvestris, 579 nucleotides. RefSeq names its product dirigent protein 21-like. NCBI's taxonomy places the organism in Eukaryota, Viridiplantae, Streptophyta, Magnoliopsida, Lamiales, Oleaceae. The coding region runs from base 1 to 579 and encodes 192 amino acids. The transcript has a single exon. The record is from RefSeq and is a predicted model, not a curated record.